GUUCCGGCCGUGUCAGCCAGAAGUGAGGUCACAUCUGCUGUUUCAAUCGAGCCCCCGGGCCCCCCCUCCACGUGGGUGAGGAACCCCCCUCCUGCUGUGGACCCUCUCUGGAUCUGGUCACCUCAAUCUGCACAACCAGGAUGCCGAAUCUGGAGGACAACAUUGAGGCAGAACUGGGCCGCCUGGUGGUGCGACAGCAGCAACUGAGAGACCGCCAUAACCUGCUCGUCAUGCUGGAGGAUUUCAGGAGCAACGGCCCCCUGAAGCGGAAGGGCUCCGGUAUGGAUGCAAAUAAGAACAGCGAGCUGGAGAAGAUUAAGCAGGAGAUGAAGGAGCUGGAGGAGAAAGAGGAGCAGCUGCGGAGGCAGGGCAACAAGACCAGGAAGGAGGAAGAUAUCCAAAAUGUCAUCAACAUGGGAGGCGUGCCCGUCCUCCCCGCCUCCAUCGAUGCCAUCAUUGCCGCUCCUCCACCCGGUCCAGCUCCACAGAUCAUUCUGGACGUGGAUAACCUGCCCCCUGCACCAUCCAACACCAUGUGCCCGUCAUGCCAUCAGUACAUCAUCACGGAGACGGUCACCAGGGUAGGCAGCACAGCCUGGCUGGUCUGCAUCAUGAGUGCCAUGGUUGGGUGUGUGUUGGGCUGCUGUCUGCUCCCGUUCUGCACAAACUGCUUCAAAGAUAUUGUGCAUAAGUGUCCCAAGUGCCGGUCUCAGAUUCACGUCUGCAAGAAGCUGUAAGCCCCUCCCCCUAACCUCAAUGCUGCCCCCCCCCCCCCCCCGCAAAUGGCAGGUGAGCAGAAGUACAGUUUCAGUGAUGGAGGAGCUUUGGACCAUCGCUGGGUUGUGUCUGGACGGUGGACAUCGAGAAUUACCGGGGGUGUUCGGGACUAAACUGUUCACAGAAGAGUUAAGGAUCGGGAUGCAACACAACCAGGAAGUCUGAGUUAUCGUGACUCUUCCGAUCCGGCAGUGAGCGCGAUACCCCACGGACAGCAGGGGACGCUAUCCUGUCCCAUCGAUGUGUCUCACUAAGGAGCGUGAGCCUAUUCUUUGCAAAUGCUUGACAGGGAAGUGUCUGUAUGAAUUUGUUUAUCUAGAAUAAACAAUGGCAUAUUAAUGUUUGUAGACAUAGCACUCUGCAGAAAAAUGAAUAAAUGAAAAUGAAAUUUGGUCAUAUGCAAAGUCAA
This is a messenger RNA of Brienomyrus brachyistius, 1186 nucleotides long. RefSeq names its product lipopolysaccharide-induced tumor necrosis factor-alpha factor homolog. The coding region runs from base 141 to 737 and encodes 198 amino acids. NCBI's taxonomy places the organism in Eukaryota, Metazoa, Chordata, Actinopteri, Osteoglossiformes, Mormyridae. Gene Ontology annotation, molecular function: zinc ion binding. The transcript is spliced from 6 exons. The record is from RefSeq and is a predicted model, not a curated record.